Molecule: messenger RNA, 830 nt
Organism: Sebastes umbrosus (honeycomb rockfish)
Lineage: Eukaryota; Metazoa; Chordata; Actinopteri; Perciformes; Sebastidae
Gene: dapl1b.1
Product: death associated protein 1b
Exons: 4
Coding region: 90-437 (115 amino acids)
Biological process (GO): apoptotic signaling pathway; cellular response to amino acid starvation; negative regulation of autophagy
Molecular function (GO): death domain binding
Source: RefSeq, a predicted model, not a curated record
CAUCUCAGUUUGAGCAUAAAAACAACCCAAGUGGGCGUCGAAAAGAGUUUUGGUGCUUUCUUUGCUAUUUCUCCGGAAAAGUUUCAAAAAUGGUGCAACAACUCUCCAAAUCUGGAGCGAAGGACUCUCCUCUGCUGAAGGCGGGUCAUCCUCCUGCAGUGAAGGCUGGAGGUAAACGGGUAGCCAAGAAAAGCUUGGAAGAGAGUGGCAACCAUGGGGCUCCAGAGAGGGAGACCAAGAGGUCUGAUAAACCGAGGUCCCUUGCCACCGCCAACAGGAUGCAACAAGUUGGUAUUCUUCUUGCAGGAACUCUUGACAAGUUGAGCCACGACUUUCCAGAGACGCCGGUGAGCGUGAGGCACAGCAAGGUGCGUCCGGCAGUGGAGAAGCCCCACUGCCCCCGGACCUUCUUCAUCCAGCAGCCGAGGAAGAUGUGAACAACAUGUGUUAAAGAAAUGCCCCAGAGGGACCCGUGUCAAGUCAACUGUGAAAGGCAAACAUGAGUACACAUGAGGGGACUGACAGGUUGUCUGUAACGUGUCAGUGUUUAUGGAGAGAAAGCGUUCAGCGAGCUCUGUGUUUACUUACUAGGCUGUGCUUGUUUGUGAGAAUACUAUAAACCAGCAUUAAAUGUGCCUUCUAGUGUUGGAAGAGAAAUGAUGUAGUUGUGUUUCCCAGCUGAUGAUAACCAGAUGGUGUUUGGGUAUGUUUCUUGUGAGGGUUGGGGGUUAAGUAAGGUUUUUCAGACUGUUUUUUUUCCAGUGAAAUCUUCACUUUGUAUUGCUUGGCACUUAUUAGAUUUAAUAAAAAAAAAAAGAAAUUGCAUGGCA